This is a messenger RNA of Harmonia axyridis, 1253 nucleotides long. RefSeq lists its product as uncharacterized. NCBI's taxonomy places the organism in Eukaryota, Metazoa, Arthropoda, Insecta, Coleoptera, Coccinellidae. The transcript is spliced from 2 exons. Bases 126 to 1157 code for a protein of 343 amino acids. The record is from RefSeq and is a predicted model, not a curated record.
UCAAAUGCCCCCCUGAUUUCGUGCUGGUCAGUUUAGAUGUGGUCUCCUUGUUUACCAACAUACCUUUUGAAUUAGUAGAGCUGAGCGUUGUCAGACAUUGGAAUGAAAUUUCUCGGCAUACUCAGAUGUCACAGAGCGACCUGUUGGAAUUAGUAAGGUUCAUCUUCGACAACACCUAUUUCACAUAUCAAGGAAGAUAUUACAGGCAGACCUUAGGUGCUCCAAUGGGAGAGGGAUCACUUGCUACAGUUCUGGAACAUUUCAACAGUUAUAACACCCACCUACAAUUCACGGCAGAAGAAGAGGUUGACAACUCCAUACCUUUUUUAGACAUCAGGGUGAUAAGAAUGGGAGAAGUGUUGAGGACUGAUUGGUAUAACAAGCCUAGUAGCUCUGGCAGGUAUUUGCAUUAUAGAUCUUGCCAUCCACAAAAUAUGAAGCUAAAUCUAGUCACACAGAUGAAAACUAGAGUCUUAAGGUUGACACAUCCAACAUUUCAUAGUCAAUGUAUUUUCAAACUGAAAAAGCUAUUUGUAAUGAAUGGAUACCCGAUAAAAUUACUUAAUAAGUUACUUUGCAAUACAUCAUCUUCACCCCCAGUCGAAGUCACCAUGUCACUAAACACCGAUGCCAUGAUAGACCGAGCAGACAUCGUUUACGCCACUAUACCAUACAUACCAGUACUCUCUAAUAAGAUUUCCCUGAUUUUCAAAGACUACAAACAUAUCAAGAUUGUUAAAACUAUGAAACAUCCAUUAUUUAAGCUAGUAUUCAGCCGCUUGAAAGACAAAGAAAAAGAAGAAUAUGAAUCUGGAGUCGUGUAUAGUAUACCUUGUGGCAGUUGUGAGAGAACAUACAUAGGACAGACUUCCAGAUGGAUCAAAGAAAGAAUAACAUCUCAUAAGAGUGAUGCAAGAAGAAAUUUAAGAACUUGUGCCUUAGCUAUACAUGCGAACAACAAUGACCAUGUAAUAGAUUAUUCUAACACAAAAAUACUCUUUAAGGAACCCCAUUACCAUAAAAGAUUAUUCUUGGAGAUGUUAUCAAUAGCAGUGACUGACAAUACAAUGAAUACAAAACAAGAUACUAACAAUCUUAAUAACAUCUACUCCUACUUGAUAGAAUUAUCUAAAAAUUUCGCAUCCACCAAUUCGUAGUUUCAACACCUGAAAAUAAUAAACAAAAUUAAGAAAGUGAAUAUAAUUCUGUGGAACCAAACAGUUGUCAUUUAUAUCUCUCUUCGACGGAUGGUG